UUUGUAUCAGUUGGCUGCCAUGAAAACAAAAUAAAUAAAAGCAGCUGAAUUUCUGUUCUGUUUUCAAUUGCUUUUCAUUAGCUUUCCUAGUUAUUUUUAAAGAUGUUGAGCCACACUCAGAACGUGUCCCACACAGUGAAACAGUUUCUAAGGAGAUCAAGUGGAAAAACUCAGAAUAUUUUAUCUAAAUUUGAGAAAAUAUCCAGUAUUACAAUCGGCUUGCCGUUGAGGUUAUGUUAUGCAACAAAGGCAUCAGAGGAGUCGCAGAAAACGGCUCCCAGUGUUGAUUUGGAGAAUAUUGAAGUGAUGAAGAAGCUUGCACAAACAUGGUGGGAUCUUACGGGAGAUCUAAAACCCCUUCAUGCAAUGAAUCACGUCCGGGUUCCUUUUAUAAGAGACGGUUUAGUUGCAACUGGAAAAGUGAAGGAUCCUAAGGGAGGACGUGAUAUUUUGAAGGGAAUGGAUAUCUUGGAGAUUGGAUGUGGCGGUGGAAUUUUAACAGAGGCUCUGGCAAGACUUCAUGCUAAUGUCACGGCCAUUGAUCCAGCUGAAGAACUUAUUGAGGUGGCUAAGCUAAAUGCUGAGAAAAGUCCGGAAAUCCAAAAGAGGAUAACUUACCUUACACAGACAAUUGAAGAUCACGUUUUGGAAAAUGUUGAGAAAUAUGACGCUGUAAUCCUGUCGGAAGUAAUUGAGCAUGUGAAUGAUCAGGAGAACUUUAUCAGGCACAGUAUCAAUUCACUGAAAUCCGGAGGAUCUAUCUUUCUAUCCACUUUUAACAAAACCUUCCUCUCUUACUGGCUGGGCAUCUUUGUAGCUGAGAAUAUCAUUCAGGCUAUUCCUAAGGGCACGCACGAAUGGGAUAAAUUUAUUUCUCCACAAGAAAUGCAGAGACUCUUCGAACAAAACAAUUGCUCAGUCAUUCAGACUAGUGGACUUAUGUAUCAGCCUUGGAACAAUACCUGGACCUGGUGCGAAUCACUCGGUAUUACUUAUAUUCAACACGCUGUUAAACAUUAAUCAGUAAAAUUCCUUAAGGUAUUGUGAUAAAAACUUCUUGAUUCUCUUUAUAAUCUCCUCUUGAAGAUGUCUCAGGGUUGAUUUUUUUUCUGUAGUGUUUAUUAGAUCUUCCCAGAGUGAGUUGACUUUUUUGGAAAAGCAUUUCAACGUAAAGUCCAAUGAAGAUAAAUGAUUUAUUCUCAAAUGGCUCGUAUUAGGAUUUAUGAGACUGUCCAAGUACUGAAAGUAAUGGUUGUAUCUGUGUGUUGGUAUUUUUGGUGGUGAAGAAGCUUCAUUAUAAAGCACUUUUAUGUUUCAUUCGUAACAUUUCAAGAGACUUGAGAGAACUGUAAUAUACCUUUUAAAAGGGUAGAAAUCGUAAAAAAUAAUAAACUUGUAAUAAAUGAAUAAA
Messenger RNA from Phlebotomus papatasi, 1411 nucleotides. RefSeq names its product ubiquinone biosynthesis O-methyltransferase, mitochondrial (gene Coq3). The coding region runs from base 103 to 1020 and encodes 305 amino acids. Lineage: Eukaryota; Metazoa; Arthropoda; Insecta; Diptera; Psychodidae. The record is from RefSeq and is a predicted model, not a curated record. Gene Ontology annotation, molecular function: 2-methoxy-6-polyprenyl-1,4-benzoquinol methyltransferase activity. Gene Ontology annotation, biological process: ubiquinone biosynthetic process. The transcript is spliced from 2 exons.